AGUAUGGCAAAUUUAACGUAACUUACUUGUUGUUUUUGAAGCACCGAAAAUCUCACAUGUGGUAUAUUUUUUAAUGUGCUAGUCUCUUCUACGUGGUAUUGUCACAUCAGCAUACCACCGUUAUCAAUUUUUCCAAAAUACGACUGUCCUGCGGAAAAUUUAACCCCCAUCCCCACUGUUUCCUUAGUGAAAGGAGCUUUCAUAGACACCUCACCGAAGGUUGCUACUGAAAUCGACAAACAUGCGUUCUGACAUAUUUUUUCCUGGGGACUCAGUUCUUUUACUUGGGGAAGGAAAUUUUUCUUUCUCUGUAGGUUUAUUAAACCUUGGAAAAGAGAUUGAAAUAACUGCCACAUGCUAUGAGUCUGUUCUCACUGAAACUCAAAUUGAAAACACAGAUAUCCUAAAGUCUCGUGGAGUGUGCGUUAUGACAGGAAUCGAUGCAACCAAAAUUCACGUUCACUCUGUACUUCAAUCAAAGAAAUUUGACAAGAUCAUCUUCAACUUUCCUCAUACGGGAGGAAAGAUGAAAAUUAAUUUAAAUAGAGAUCUUCUUCGUCAGUUCUUUAUAAGUGCCUCAAAUCUCUUGUCUGUUCCAACUGGUGUCAUUUUAAUUUCUUUAUGCAGUGGGCAAGGAGCUGACUAUUUGGGAAAAAGAACAUGGACAGACUCUUGGCAGGUGGUUGACAUGGCAGGUCAUGCUAAUUUGCUUCUGGUAGAGUGCUCACCAUUUCAGUGGUCUUUGUACCCUAUGUAUAGUAAUGUUGGAUAUCGAAGCCUUGAAAAAGGAUUUCACACAAAAGAUGCUAUGGUUCAUACAUUUGUACCUGUUAAAAAAUGUCUGGGAGACCAACUAGAAGUAGUUACGAGCUACUAUCAAAAUGGGGCCAUUGACUCUGUUGCUUCUAGGCCUCUAUUUGCCAGGAAAAUUAAGCAAAACAUCCUGGAAAAUAGAGCAUCUCCCUCGUAUUUUAUUCUAGAAAAACUUCAGAUAUUUGCAAGACUUCAAUCCAAGUCCAUUGUUCAUCAUGUAGGUGUUAGCCCGUUAAAUGGAAGAUUUCAAGAAAGAGACAUAACUCUAGCUUCUCAGCUUUGGAAAAACUCGAAGUGUGACUUUUAUUUGUACUCUUGCUAUGUGCUAAAUGGUGAUUUAAAAGAAUUUAGUGAAGCACCAAUUGCCAUACAAACAUUAUGCUUAGGAAAUGGAGUUGUUAACAUGUUCUUAUCCUCUAUGACCAGUUUACUGGCAGAUUUCAAUGUAACAAAUUGUCAAAAGAGUGUGAAAGAUUGCAGUCUAAAUGCUGCAGGGCCCAAGCAAUUUUUUCUUGUACAAUGUGACAAACCUGAUGUACUUAUAGCAGAACUCUAUCCAAGCUGUUGUGAUAGCGAGCCUGUACUUUCUAUAUUUAUUGAUGCAUUAGUGACUCAACUCCUCUCUCUUAAAAGUUGGAGACAAAUGUGGGCGGAUUGUGUUCACAGUGAUUUUAACUGUAGGAAUUCCUCUAUUACUGGAAUUUGUCCUUACCCAGUGCCCUAUACAUUUGAUAUAUCAUUUAUUAUAGGGGAACAUUUUACAGAGGAAAAAUUAUAUUGUGUUUUAUGGGAUCUUGCAGGGGAGUUUUUAAUCAAUGUAUUCAAAGUCAGUGAAUUCACUACUUCUAAUGAAACCAGUAUGUGUUUUAGGCUAACUUAUCUAUCUUAUGAACACCCAAUGAGCAGGAAAACUGUCUUGGAUUUUCAUCAAAAUAUUCUUGGCAAAGCACUCAAAACUAUUUUAAGUGUUUGUAUUAAAUUCAUGUUUAUUCAGAGAAUAGUAUUGUGGUCAUGCUGUCAGGGACCUCCAAAGAGUCUCCGCCUUUUGUCUACUGCUCUUCCUGCUCAACCACUUCGUCCCAAAAAGGGAAAAUCCUUUAAAAACAUGGCAAAAAGUAUGGUGGAUUAUAAACGUGUUGUGGCUAUAGGAGGAAAUGGUGGUGAAGGCUGCAUCUCUCUUUUAAGACUUUGGGCUAAUGAAUUUGCCGGACCUGAUGGUGGGGAUGGUGGCUCUGGUGGUCAUGUUGUUUUUCAUUCAACUCGUGAAGUACGGGAUUUAUCACAUAUUCCACCAACGGUUAAGGCUGAUAAUGGAGAGCCUGGUCAAAACAAAAAUUGCUUUGGUAAAAACGCAAAGCAUACAAUUGUAAAGGUUCCCAUUGGAACAGUAUUAAAAAAUGCUGAUGGGAAGGUUGUCGGUGAUAUGGAAUUGGAAGACACUUUAUUUGUGGCUGCUCGUGGAGGUGCUGGAGGCCAUGGCAACUAUUAUUUCAGAACUGAUGUCAACCAAACGCCUCAAAUAGCUGAAUAUGGUGGUGAAGGAGAAACUAAUGAUUAUUUCCUGGAAAUGCGCAGUAUGGCUGAUAUAGGUCUUAUUGGCUUUCCCAAUGCUGGAAAAAGCACUUUGCUACAAGCUAUAUCAAGAGCAAAACCUAAAGUAGCCCCAUACCCCUUUACUACAUUAAGACCAUAUGUUGGAAUGGUUCAAUAUAGUGAUUUUACUCAAUUAGCUGUUGCAGAUUUGCCUGGACUUGUUGUGGACUCUCACAAAAACAAGGGCCUUGGCAUAGGCUUCUUGCGACAUGCUGAACGUUGUAGUACACUGGCUAUGGUUCUGGAUCUUUCAGAACCCGAACCAUGGAACCAAUUGGAAGCACUGAGACAUGAGUUACGGCAGUUUAGCCCAGAGCUCGCAGAUAGGCCUCAACUCAUAAUAGCCAACAAAAUUGAUCUACCAGAUUCAAAGAAAAAUUUGCAAGCUCUUUUGUGGAAGCUUGAUGCUAAAAUAAUUCCUAUAUCUGGAAAAACAGGAGAAAAUUUAAGCACAUUACUUGAACUGUUAAGAGAAAUGCAUAUUGAAUAUGAAAAAACUAAGGAGGCUAGUACAGAAGAACAAAAGAAUUCGGCCUAAAUUGCUGUAUGUAUGAGUGGAUUCGGCAAAGGAUGAUAAAAUAAAAGAAGCUGCUGUUGGGUUACUUUUUUAAAAAAAGAUC
This is a messenger RNA of Thrips palmi, 3026 nucleotides long. RefSeq lists its product as uncharacterized. The coding region runs from base 242 to 2944 and encodes 900 amino acids. Gene Ontology annotation, molecular function: rRNA (uridine-N3-)-methyltransferase activity; magnesium ion binding; GTPase activity. Gene Ontology annotation, biological process: rRNA base methylation. The transcript is spliced from 10 exons. The record is from RefSeq and is a predicted model, not a curated record. Gene Ontology annotation, cellular component: mitochondrion. Lineage: Eukaryota; Metazoa; Arthropoda; Insecta; Thysanoptera; Thripidae.